This is a messenger RNA of Suillus plorans, 828 nucleotides long. RefSeq lists its product as uncharacterized. Bases 1 to 828 code for a protein of 275 amino acids. The transcript has a single exon. The record is from RefSeq and is a predicted model, not a curated record. Lineage: Eukaryota; Fungi; Basidiomycota; Agaricomycetes; Boletales; Suillaceae.
AUGUCGUCCCACCCCAUUGAGAUCCCUCUGGUCGACGCUAUGAACGUUGACAUCCCUACCCCCGUCGAGAUUAGGGACCCCUACCCUUCUCAUUCACACUCUGGACGAGGCCGCCGUUCCAGCCGGCGCCGUGAUUGGUAUAAGGAACGAGGUGGUCCUUACCAGCAUGAAGCUCGGACGCAGAACGCUGACGCAAUGAGUGCAUUCACUAGCUUCUUCAGAGCUGAAGCUGAAGCAAGUAAGCCUUCCCAGACCUUGCGUCGGCGAACGUUUCCUGACCGACGGGCCCCUCCUCGCAAAGAGGAAUUAGCAACCCAAAAAGAAGCCCACGCCUUCCGUCAGCAAGUUCGAGCUGAACGCCAUUCUGAAUCCUCCCGGUACCACCAGCGUUCCCACCAUUUAACGCUGGACAAUCGCCACGUACCCCAUUCAUCCAGUCGUAGCCGUGGGACUCGUGAUCAACGAGCUGGUCCUCACCCCAUGGGAAGACCUGCCCCACGCGCUCCUGACCCUUUCGCCAAUCAGGCACCCCCUCCUCCUAAGGUCCAAGCGCCUGCCAUGACAGCUGCACAGCUGAUCGCUGCUGUUGUUGAAGAUGAUGCGCGCAACCCAACCGUGGUACUACCCCCUCCGUUGGCGCCAGUCCCUGACCCUGGACCAGACGUCUCUGAAAUCGUUGACGCGGCUGAGCGCCUAGACCUCGAGAGGGCAUCGAGAGUAUCUGAGUUCUCCGAUACCGAGUUCUUCGGUAAGCUCGUGAUCCUCGCCUUUCUCUUGUCACACGUAAUCUUAAUCGGUAUACUGGUAGACACGUACUCUGCCAUGUGA